AUGUUCCGGAACGGUUGUGCAUAUGAAUACGUGCGGAGAUUUGAGAAGGAUGAUGGCCUGUUGGAGAACACAUGGAUUGUGGUACGCAUCGAUGGCCGUGGCUUUUCAAAAUUCACCGCCAAGUAUGAAUUUGUCAAACCGAAUGACAAGAAUGGCCUAGACGUCAUGAACGCAGCAGCAAAGGCCGUCAUGAAAGAACUGCCCGACCUUGUCAUGGCAUUCGGCAACAGCGACGAAUUUAGUAAACUCACCACGACUAUUGUAUCGACUUUCACCGCAUAUUAUGUAUAUUCUUGGUCAUUAUACUUUCCUGAUAAGCCCCUCACGCCGCCUUUACCAUCAUUUGAUGGACGUGCUGUGCUCUACCCAAGCGACGACAACCUUCGGGAUUACCUAAGCUGGCGCCAAGUCGACUGCCAUAUCAACAACCUAUAUAACACUACUUUCUGGGCCCUUGUUCAGAAGGGUGGAAUGGGAGCUCGAGAAGCAGAACAAAGACUCAAGGGUACCGUGUCGUCAGAAAAGAACGAGAUCCUGUUCAAAGAGUUUGGCAUCAACUAUAACAACGAGCCGGACUGCUUCAAGAAGGGCACAGUACUGUAUAGAGAUGUAAGAGACGCUUAA
Molecule: messenger RNA, 624 nt
Organism: Pyrenophora tritici-repentis Pt-1C-BFP
Lineage: Eukaryota; Fungi; Ascomycota; Dothideomycetes; Pleosporales; Pleosporaceae
Source: RefSeq, a predicted model, not a curated record